AUGCAACGAGAGCGCAUCAAACGUUCGAUCAUCCAAUCACAGAGCCUGUCUGUAGAAGCGGUUGUAGGAGUAAUCGCAGUGGUGGUGGCCAUAUUCGGGAUAGCGCUUCCGUUCAUCUGGCCCCACUUGAAAUCGAGGCUAGAUUCCCGCCGCCAUUCUCGCUCCCGAUCCCGCUCCACAGUGACAAGCCCAGCGAACUCCAACGUCCCACUCGUCGAUCACCCAUGGCAACACGCAAUGCCGCAUUCCUCGAUCGAAUCCCAUGCGGCCGCCGGCCUAGGCGAGACUGAAAUAAGCCGACCGCAACGCGCGCAAUCCGAUAAUCGCGAACAACAGCGCGGGCUGAUAAGGCGUACACUUACGUUCUGA
This is a messenger RNA of Alternaria burnsii, 369 nucleotides long. RefSeq lists its product as uncharacterized. NCBI's taxonomy places the organism in Eukaryota, Fungi, Ascomycota, Dothideomycetes, Pleosporales, Pleosporaceae. The transcript has 2 exons. The coding region runs from base 1 to 369 and encodes 122 amino acids. The record is from RefSeq and is a predicted model, not a curated record.